GGAGAGCAAGAUGGGGCCGGGCGGGGCGGGCCUGGCGUGGAGGUUGGCGGGGGCCUCGGCCGCAGCAGCCUUCUCUUCCUCAUCCUCCUCCUCCUCCUCCUCCUUCCGGGCCCUUAGCUCCGCCGUGGCCGAGGGCUUCCCGAAGCGGGUGAAGGUCGUCGAGGUCGGACCCCGGGACGGGCUGCAGAACGAAAAGGGGGUUGUCCCGACGCCGGUGAAGAUCCAGCUGAUCGACAUGCUGUCGGACGCCGGCCUCCCGGUCAUCGAAGCCACCAGCUUCGUGUCCCCCAAGUGGGUCCCGCAGAUGGCGGAUCACGUCCAAGUCCUGCAGGGAAUCCGGCGCUCGCCUGGCGUCGCCUAUCCGGUCCUGACGCCCAACCUUAAGGGAUUCGAAGCCGCGUUGGCCGCCGGGGCCACGGAGGUGUCCAUCUUCGGCGCCGCCUCCGAGCCGUUCUCCAAGAAGAACAUCAACUGCAGCAUCGACGAGAGCCUGCAGCGGUUCGGGGAGGUCCUGACCGCGGCCAAGGGGGCUGGUGUUCCCGUCCGGGGGUAUGUGUCCUGUGUCCUCGGCUGCCCGUACCAAGGGAAGGUGGCACCGGCCAAGGUAGCGGAGGUCUCCAAGAAGAUGUACUCGAUGGGCUGCUACGAGAUCUCGCUCGGCGACACCAUCGGCGUGGGCACCCCGGGGGGCAUGAAGGACAUGCUGUCGGCCGUGCUGGGCGAGGUGCCCGGCGAGGCCCUGGCCGUUCACUGUCACGACACGUACGGGCAAGCCCUCGCCAACGUCCUGAUGGCUCUGCAGAUGGGGGUGAAAGUGGUGGACUCCUCAGUCGCCGGUCUCGGGGGUUGCCCGUACGCCCAGGGCGCGUCAGGGAACGUGGCCACCGAGGACCUCGUCUACAUGCUGCACGGGCUGGGCGUCCAAACGGGCGUGAACCUGCAGAAGCUGAUGGAAGCGGGGGCCUUCAUCUGCCGGGCCCUGAACCGCAGAACCAACUCCAAGGUGGCCCAGGCUUCCUGCAAGCUGUGAGCCCGGGGGGGGUCCCGGCCCGGGGGGCGCGGACGGAGAGGUCGGCCCCUGGAAAGGGGCAGGGAAAUCAAUCAAUCAAUCAAUCAAUCGUAUUUAUUG
Molecule: messenger RNA, 1129 nt
Organism: Tachyglossus aculeatus (Australian echidna)
Lineage: Eukaryota; Metazoa; Chordata; Mammalia; Monotremata; Tachyglossidae
Gene: HMGCL
Product: 3-hydroxy-3-methylglutaryl-CoA lyase
Exons: 9
Coding region: 11-1030 (339 amino acids)
Biological process (GO): ketone body biosynthetic process; L-leucine catabolic process
Molecular function (GO): hydroxymethylglutaryl-CoA lyase activity
Source: RefSeq, a predicted model, not a curated record